CCCAGACUCCUGUUUAAAUAGUGCCUUUGGUUUCUCAUUUAAUCCCAAAAGCUGGGACAAACUAUCCUGCUUCCUAUAAUGUUGUUUUUUUUUGUUGUUGUUUUUUUUUAACGUGCUCACAAGUUCAAAAAUUAACACAAAGAUCCAUCACCUCAUAUAGCUUUAUUUAUUGUUACAUUUAAAUGAACAACACUUGAGUGCGGUAUGUGUAGUUAUGGGAAGUUAGGAAUACCAGAACCCGAUUAUAUGCUUAAAGCAAUGCGUUAUUUCACUGCUUACAUUUGUUACUGUUAACAUGUUCACAUGGUAUAUGAGCAUGAAGAAAUGUCGCAUCACCUGUCGUAGAAUUUCUCGUACCAGACAUACCGAUGUAUAAAACGGUCCCAGUAAAAUCUUGGCUGAAUUCAAUAAAGUAAGAUGCGAUAAAGUGUACUCCAAGAUCUUCUAAUGAUGGAAUCAUGAUGAAAGAAAACUGUGUGUUCUUCUUAUGUCAUUAAUCAGCUUGAGGUAAUAAGCAAAUCUAUUUCUGUCUAUUUGUGUCUGACUUGUGAGUUUUUGCCCAGCCCUAUGCCAUCCUCCUAUUGAUGUUUUUUUUUACAAUCUGGGGUAUUAAUUAAAAGAAUUACUAAAAGCAUUGAUGUUUGGUGAGGAGAUCUGGGGUGCAGUCGGUGUUCCUUUUCAUCACAGACGUGUUGAGUGGGGUUGAAUCAAGGCUCUUUGCAGGACACUUCUGCAGGUUUCUUUCACGUCUUCCUGGACUUGUGUGGCAUUUUGUCGUGCUGGAGCAGGAACCUCAUAUGGGUGUGAUGCUCAGGUGUGCACAUAUCUAUGGCUGCGAUUUGAGAUGUCUCAAGUUUAUUGCCUAUCACACUGUACAAGAUCAUCCCAAUAUAAUAAACAUUUUUGAAACUCAGUCACAAUCAGUCACAACCAGUGAGCACGACCUGCUGUGCGUUAUGAAGGUGGGGAUCUUAAUAAUCGUGUGGUUUUCAGGCAUGACAAAAAACAUAUAGAGUCGUUCAUUUUUAUUCUAUUUGAGUUUUUUUUUUAAACCGCCCUCUCCUCUUCUCCCCAACACCCAUUGUGACCACACCCACUUUCAUCACUGAUGAGGUCCCACCCCCGAGGUGCAGCGCGCUCCUUAAAGUCUGCGCGCGCUGGAGCGCAACCGGCAGCGCAUCGCGUGAGGACACGAGGGAAGAACGGAGCAACAACACUGACGACUGAGGGGAGAGAGAGAGAGUGAGUGAGUGAGAGAGAGGAGUUGGUUUAACAUAUAAUUUGGGAUCCAACCAUAAGCACAGGACACUAUCCUCCAGCAUGUUGAGGUUACUCGCGGGUUGGUGGUGCUGCUGCUGCUGCGCCGUCUUGGUCGCCGCAAACUUUACGAUGGACAACGACUUGGGCUCGGCAUUCGUGCACCGAGCGCUGCGCAGUCAGGAGCGCCGGGAAGUGCAGAGAGAGAUCUUGUCCGUGCUUGGUUUGCCCCGGCGGCCGCGACCCCACUCGCCGGAGAGGCGCACGGCGGCGCCCAUCUACAUGCUGGAGCUGUACAAUGCGGCGCUGGAACCCGCGGCUUCCGGUUUCUCUCGCGCUGCGGCUCCGGUUCUGACUCCUGCUCCAGCACCGACACGGCGAGACCAGCGCUAUCUGAGCGACGCCGACAUGGUGAUGAGCUUCGUAAAUAUGGUUGAUCCUGAAGAAGACCCGCAUGUGUUCCACCAGUUCCACCGAUUCGAUCUGUCCCGCAUUCCCGAGGGUGAAGCCGUGACCGCUGCCGAAUUUCGCGUCUACAAAGACUUUGUGCACGAGCGUUACGAAAACGAGACCUUUCACGUCAGCGUGUAUCAAGUGCUCCGGGAGUACGAUGACAGGGAUUCUGAUCUGUUCUUGCUGGAUUCGCGGGUGAUUUGGGCUGCAGAAGAGGGCUGGCUGGUGUUUGAUCUCACGGCUACCAGUAAUCACUGGAUUUUACACCCGGGUCAGAACCUGGGCUUAUUGCUUGUUAUGGAGCGUGCUGAUGGUGACCGUGUGAACCCCAGAGUUGCAGGACUAGUGGGAAACCAAGGACCACAGAACAAGCAGCCAUUCGUAGUGGCGUUCUUUAGAGCUACGGGUGUCCGUUUGCGCAGCGUCCGCUCGGCUCCCGGACACAAACAGAGGAACCCGAACCGCCCGAAGACUCCUAAACACACACCACCUUCCAGCCAGGAGGCCCUGAGGUUGGCAGAGGCAGCAGAGAAUGUCAGUGUGGACCCAAAACAGGGCUGCAAGAAACAUGAACUCUAUGUCAGCUUCAGAGAACUGGGAUGGCAGGACUGGAUUAUUGCCCCAGAAGGCUACGCUGCAUACUACUGUGAGGGCGAGUGUGCCUUCCCUUUAAAUUCCUACAUGAACGCCACCAAUCACGCCAUUGUGCAGACGCUGGUUCACUUCAUAAACCCAGAAUCCGUCCCGAAGCCGUGCUGCGCCCCCACUCAGCUCCACGGCAUUUCCGUUCUGUAUUUUGACGACAGCUCCAACGUCAUCCUGAAGAAAUAUCGCAACAUGGUGGUCCGAGCGUGUGGCUGCCACUGACGGACACACGCGCACACACACGUACACGUCCACGCGCUCGGCUGGAGGACAGAAAAGCAGGAGAUGGAAUUGAGGCCAGCCGUGCCUUCAGGAGCUAUACGUUUAAUAAGACUCGUUACUUGAGGAAAAUGCUGGACCACUGUGCUGUGCCUACGUGUUUCAAGUGCGCCACAAAUACAGCCAAAACGAGUGGGAGCUACUUUCAUUAUAUGCUGUAGAACUGAGGGGAAAAAAAGGUUUCAAAACCAAGUUCAGCAGAAGAGCACACAAUGAGAUGUGUUAAAUUAGUGUUAGGCACACUUUCCACACUUGAGUCACUGGAGACCGGGGCAAAAACAAUAUCAGUGUGAUGAACAGUGGGAAAUUCUUUUCAUAUUUGGCCUACAGGAAUCAAAGUGACGUUAAAGUAUUGUUUUUUUCCCACUCUGAAGAUUUAUACGGGCGUGAUUUAUACAUGCAGGUGGAUGUUUGCUGUGUUGUGUGUGUGUGUGUGUGUGUGUGUGUGUGUGUGUGUGUGUGUGUGUGUGUGUGUGUGUGUGUGUGUGUGUUUUCUCAACCCCCUUGUGGCAAAACCCCCAUUCCACACGCUGCAUUUAUCACACAGCCCGAGUGUUCAGCAUGUGUUAACUGCCGGCAACAGGACCAUCACUUACUCCGACCUCUCCUCUGAAGCUGGUCCAAAGCUGCGGGUGGCGGCCUGGACAGCAGCAUGUGGUUCUCAUCUGCGUUCUCUCUGUAGACCGGAUGAUAAAGCAGCUAAAUAGAACUGUCUGGAUAGGGACAGGUGCAAUUGAUUUUUUUUUUUUUUUAAACAGAGAACUGGAAUUCUACAGCUGUUCUUGGUCAUGCGAAUGUUAUUAUACAACGGAGCUUACAGAGACUCGCAAUAAUGAGGGAAUACAACCUUCAAGUCCAGAUGUUUUGGAGAAAUGAGAGAUGGGAGUCUUUUUAGAACUUAUAUUCCCAUUUGUCAAGUUGGUCAUCAAACGCAUAACUACAGUCAGACAGGGAUUGACUUUUUUUUUAUUGCACAAAUCCAACAAAUAUUCUUGCCUGAGGACAUUAAAAAUGUUUUUUUUUUUAUUUAGAAAAUGACACAAUGAAUUAUUUUAUUCUGCUGUUGCUAUUAUUUUUUUUACAAAACACCUAAGUGCAA
Molecule: messenger RNA, 3733 nt
Organism: Tachysurus vachellii
Lineage: Eukaryota; Metazoa; Chordata; Actinopteri; Siluriformes; Bagridae
Gene: bmp7a
Product: bone morphogenetic protein 7a
Exons: 7
Coding region: 1321-2577 (418 amino acids)
Biological process (GO): SMAD protein signal transduction
Cellular component (GO): extracellular region
Molecular function (GO): cytokine activity; growth factor activity
Source: RefSeq, a predicted model, not a curated record